AUGGUCUCUGUUCUUGGGGGCGCUGGUAACGUGGUCAACAUUGUGACGUUUGUGGCGAUGGGUGUGGGAGAGUCCAUGGCUGUCUUCUUUCUAGUGUUGGCAGUCUUUGAUUUAUCCUACCUGUUGGCGAUGUUCUUCGUGGCCGUCUGCUACAUGUUUUCUUGGCUGGAGAAGAGCUCCCAGUACCGUCUUUGGUUUCCUGUCGACGCCGAUGGUGUAGCGGCUUUCUGUGCUCAUGUCGGCACCAUCUUGUACACGAUGACCAUCUUGGCCACAACCUACAUGGGGGUAGUCCGGUGUUUGGGUGUGGUCAAGCCCAUGCAUUUCAGGAACGGUCUAACAAGAAAUCUAACGCUUUCUGUCUUUUUUGUGUUUUUUCUAUUCGCGUUGUUGAGCUACAUCCCAAUGUUGCCCUUUAUCGUCAUGUGGGUCUCUCCACUAAGAGAGAAGGUCAAGGAUAUAAUCUGGCUUGUAAGAGACGCCAUUUUACCUUUUGCUGCCCAGGUCAUUGUCUUCACCUGUGCACUUGUUAUGAGCGUGUAUCUUAAAGCUGCGGCCAACUUCCGGUCAGCUAAUACAACAGCUGUGUCACAUGAUCAAUCCCAAAAUUCUUCUCAAAACAACACGGAAGACAUAAAGUGGAAAGAAAACAAGAGAUUACUGAAACGUUCACCAAACCUGAGCCGUAAAGACGUCCAUGUCAUCCAACAGCUGGUGCUGGUGUGUCUGGUGUUUGUGGUGUUCAACACCCCGCGUGUUGUGUUCAGUCUGGCCUCACUGGCAGAAGACGAAUUAUCCCUGGGGGGCGUGUACCAGUACAUCUACAUCACGGCAUCCAGCGUCAUGUUCGUCUCACAGGCCCUUAACUCCAGUCUCAACAUCUUCAUCUACUACCACUACAGCUCCAGCUACAGACGGCACUUGCUGGCCAUAACAUCUUCAUCUACUACCACUACAGCUACAGCUACAGACGGCACUUGCUGGCCAUAA
Molecule: messenger RNA, 990 nt
Organism: Physella acuta
Lineage: Eukaryota; Metazoa; Mollusca; Gastropoda; Physidae
Cellular component (GO): membrane
Source: RefSeq, a predicted model, not a curated record